This is a messenger RNA of Magnolia sinica, 1423 nucleotides long. Its product is annotated as mediator of RNA polymerase II transcription subunit 31. Gene Ontology annotation, biological process: regulation of transcription by RNA polymerase II. The coding region runs from base 229 to 843 and encodes 204 amino acids. The record is from RefSeq and is a predicted model, not a curated record. NCBI's taxonomy places the organism in Eukaryota, Viridiplantae, Streptophyta, Magnoliopsida, Magnoliales, Magnoliaceae. The transcript is spliced from 9 exons. Gene Ontology annotation, molecular function: transcription coregulator activity. Gene Ontology annotation, cellular component: core mediator complex; mediator complex.
AUUUACCGCUGCUUCUCGUGCUAUAAAAAAACCGGAGAGCUAGGGUUUUCCUGCGUCGGUCUCCGCCAUCUCCUUAUAGGGAUAGGGUUUUGCUUUUCUAGGGUUACGUCUCUCUUUUUCCCUUUCUCCACGGCUGCAUCUGCAGAGUUCCUGCACGUAGUUGAAUCUGUCGCAUGGGAGUAAUGGCGUUGUACUGUUGAUGUUGUUGGAGUGAGAAAAACGAGUGACAUGGCCUCUGUUAAAGACAAUGACGAUGUAGCUCAAACUCCAUCUACACCCAAGAACGUAUACAAGGAUCCUGAUGAUGGGCGGCAGCGGUUCUUGCUUGAAUUGGAAUUUGUUCAGUGCCUAGCUAAUCCUACCUACAUCCACUAUCUUGCUCAAAACCGUUAUUUUGAAGAUGAGGCUUUCAUUGGCUACCUGAAAUACCUUCAAUACUGGCAACAACCCGAGUACAUAAAGUUUAUAAUGUAUCCUCACUGCCUGUUCUUUCUUGAACUUCUCCAAAAUGCGAACUUCCGCAAUGCAAUGGCACAUCCAGGCAACAAGGAGUUGGCCCAUAGGCAACAGUUCUUUUUCUGGAAGAACUAUCGGAACAAUCGUUUAAAGCACAUUUUACCACGUCCUCUUCCUCCUGAACCUGUUGCACCCCCAGCACCAGUUCCACCCUCAGCACCUGCACCAGUUGCAACUGCUGCUGCUGCUGCUGGCGCACCAGCACUUUCUCCAAUGCAGUAUGCUGCACCACCUGGAUCUCUUUCAAGGGCUGACGUGAGAACUAGUGGAGUGGGUGAUCGAAGAAAGAGAAAGUUUAAUUCUCCAAAAAUUUUAAGAAGAUUUUAGUUGCCAACUCCGUUAUUAUUGACUCAGCUAAGAAUCUCUCUGUAUUCCUUUUUUAUGUAUAGGUGUCAGUUAGAGCUGUUUCUGGCCAACGAUAAUUGGUCAUCUGGCUCUAAUCAUUGCUUAGGCUUUCAUGCCUAUAUCAUUUCCUAUGGUAGCCUUUUUGGGAAAAAAAUUGUGCUUACAAAUGUACAGUCUUUUGUAGGUGCUGUUUAUAUUUUCUUUCUAAUGAAAUCUUACUGAUAAAGAAAGGAAAGAAGGUUGACCUAGGCGGUGAAAUAUCUUUAACUAUGAAAAUGCAAUCUGCGGCUCUACCAAAGGUUGCUGCUACUAUUCAUUCAAAUGGUUUCUUCAACUAUGAGCUCUGUUACUUAAACCGAGAACAGCUGCCGUGCUUGGAGCUAGUAUUUGAGUGGAUUAUGUGCGAUCGAGCUGCAGGGCCUGUCCAGCCUAGUGUGUAGUUAGGAUGCAAGGCUUGUGGCACCGUAAUAUAAACAUUGAGUUAAAGCGUUCAGCCAUGUUGGUGUCCAUCUUGAGUACAAUUUUGACUCGUUCUUGUAUAUAAGAAAAAGAUUAUUCUUCC